This is a messenger RNA of Nannospalax galili (Upper Galilee mountains blind mole rat), 644 nucleotides long. It is a transcript of the gene Nrn1l, whose product is annotated as neuritin 1 like. Bases 50 to 556 code for a protein of 168 amino acids. Lineage: Eukaryota; Metazoa; Chordata; Mammalia; Rodentia; Spalacidae. Gene Ontology annotation, biological process: nervous system development; neuron projection extension. Gene Ontology annotation, cellular component: plasma membrane. The transcript has 3 exons. The record is from RefSeq and is a predicted model, not a curated record.
CAGGCGGCACUCCAAGCUGCUAGCUCUGGCACUAGGCUCACAGCCAGGGAUGAUGCUCUGCUGCCGCCACUGCCACUGGUGCUGCCACCAUCAGCUGCUGCCCUGUGCCCUGAGGCUGUUGAUGUUACUGCCACUCGCCCUUGUACCUCCCCAAGCUGUAGCCUCUGGGGGUCCAAACCGCUGUGACACCAUAUACCAAGGCUUUGCCAAGUGUCUCAUCCGUUUGGGGGAUGGCAUGGGCCAUGGAGGCGAGCUGGAAACUGUUUGCAGGUCCUGGAAUGACUUCCACACCUGCGCUUCUCAGGUCCUGUCAGGUUGCCCAGAGGAGGCUGCUGCCGUGUGGGAGUCACUGCAGCAAGAAGCUCGCCGUGCCCCUCACCCAGAUAACUUGCAUGCUCUUUGUGGAGCCCCUGUGAGUGUUCAGGAGCGAGGUACUGGCCAGGAGACCAACCAGGAGACACUGGGAGCAAGAGCACCCGCACUGGCCCCAGCCCCUGUCCCUGUGCUGCUCUCUGCUGCUCUGGCGGUUGCCUGCCUCCUGGGGCCUCUGGCCUAACCAGUCUGGUCAGCAGUGUGGUGCUUCCCAUCCCUGCACACACGCAGGGGGUGGUCAUGGGGGUUCUGCAAAGUGAGCACAGUUUUCA